GUUGGUUUGUAGCUCGCCAAUAAACUAAAGAAGAAGAAGAAGAAGAAGAAGAAGAAGAAAUAAUCAAGCAGCAACAUCCGAGAAAGCCACCAAAGAUGCUCGUCUUUCAGUAUUCGGUGACUGAGACUGAGUCCUAAAGGCACAGUGGAAUCCGGUAGCAGCAGCAGGCAUCUAGCUUAGAUGAAGGAUGAAGAGCCCGGUGCACAGAUGCAGGGAUGUGGAGCAUGGGCGUGGGCAGGGCAUGGCUGGGGCCAACUGCCUACAGGCCGAGCAGCGUAUCCCCAUCUCCAAAGACGUCAUCACUUCCUCCUCUGCCUCCGCUAUGUGGUUCAUCAGGGACAUCUGUGGCAUUGUGUGCGCCGUCAUCACUUGGCUGCUGUUGUUGUAUGCAGAGUUUGUAGUGCUGUUUGUGAUGCUGCUGCCCUCCAAGAAUCUGAUGUACAGCAUUGUAAACGGGACCCUGUUCAACAUUCUGGCCUUCCUUGCCCUUGCCUCACACCUCAGGGCUAUGUGCACUGACCCUGGGGCAGUGCCAAAAGGGAAUGCUACUAAGGAAUACAUAGAAAGUCUUCAGCUGAAACCAGGACAGGUGGUCUACAAAUGUCCCAAGUGCUGCAGCAUCAAGCCUGACCGAGCACACCACUGCAGUGUUUGCAAACGCUGCAUACGCAAGAUGGACCACCACUGCCCCUGGGUCAAUAACUGUGUUGGGGAGAACAACCAAAAGUAUUUUGUGCUUUUCACAAUGUACAUUGCACUCAUCUCCUUCCACGCUCUGCUCAUGGUGGUCUUCCAUUUCCUCUACUGCUUUGAAGAUGAUUGGACAAAGUGCAGUUCCUUCUCUCCUCCAGCAACAGUCAUCCUGCUCAUACUCCUGUGCUUUGAGGGUCUCCUCUUCCUCAUCUUUACCUCUGUGAUGUUCGGCACCCAAGUCCACUCCAUCUGUACAGAUGAAACCGGCAUAGAGCAGUUGAAAAAGGAAGAGAGAAGAUGGGCUAAAAAAACUAAGUGGAUGAACAUGAGGGCGGUAUUUGGACACCCUUUCUCCUUAUUGUGGUUUAGUCCUUUCUCCACCCCUGACCAUGGGAAGGCUGAGACCUACCAGUAUGUGGUGUGAGAGCUCAGCGCAUUGAACGAGGCGGCCAGGUCAAAACCAAAGUGUGAAAACCUUCCCAGCCCCAUAGAGCUGACCUAUGGCAGUCUGUUGCUUCCAAUGAUUUACAUUUUACCUCUCACACGAGCCAUCUACAGAUUUUCAUCUGCUUUUUGUUCUGCCAUCUGUGCGCUUUGUUUUAUUUUUUGUUGCCUUAAGUAAGUUGAGUUGCAGAGAAAAAGAAAGCACUUUCAGUUUGUGAAUCCUGUUUUAAAACACUGUGAUACAUCUGUUUUUUUCUGAGCGGUUUCUAUUUCUGUUGUUGUCUGUUGCUGUUGUAUCAGAAGUCUUCUCUUUUUUUGCACUGUUGCUUUCCCCUAAAGGGUUAGUUCAGUUAAAUUCCAAAACAAACACUCCAUGCUGAUAGUUUUAGUUUUGGGUGUUGAAAACACAAUACAAUGGAAGAUAAUGGAAUUUAAUAUAUGGCUUUUAUUAAUUUUAUUAUUUUUAUAUUUAAUUUAAUUAAAAUGAAUAUUAAAAAAAGUUGAUGUGUUUAACUUGCUUGUUUUGUUCAACCAACAGAAGUUUUACAUUAAAAAUAUAAGCUAUUCGAUUUACUACCAUAAAAGACAACACAAACUAAUUUCACAUUUGAAGAGCUGCUUUGUCUUUUUUUGGUUAAGAAAUUAUUAAACAAUUAUCAAAUAUGUUUUAGAAUAAUUUUGUUUUGAGUGACUUAAUAGACAAAUUGUUUAAACUAUAAUUUAAUUUUUGGUCAAAGCAUUGAAAAAUGUCAUUGGGGAAACUCGCAGAAUUGAUAUCUUGGUUACUAAGAGUGAUUCACAGACAUUCCAACAGUUUUCACAUGGACUGUUCUUUGGUAGAUAGUAAAUUAUUUAUUUUAAGUGAAAUAUGUGUAGUAACAAGGUAUUUGUUUCUGGAUAUAACACUUGCAAUUCCAUUCACCUCCAUUAUACAAGGGUGAGAGCAGAAAAUUCUAAUUCAGGAUAAAUAAAACCAAAACUAUCUGCAUGGCUACAAACUACUAGUCAGUGGAAACAUAUGUAUUUUUGUAAUUUGGAUUAAUUUACCCUUUAAAUCAUCCUCUUGUCAGACAGUAAUCAGUAGUGUGUUCCAGAUAUGGACAAAAAUAAACAUUUCAAAUAGGUUCCCACAAGAAUGGAUUAAAUGAAUGGUUAGGUUAAGAGUAACAGUCUCCACAAUCACAUUCCUUGUGGGAGCCAUUCUGCAAACAUCCAUUCUUAGGCAGACCUUUUUAAAUGGUGCCAAAUAAAGCACUGUCAAGGAACAGUUUGCUAUCAUUGUGGAUGUUUGUGAAAAUAUUUUAGAUACAUCCAGUUGGGCAAAAAAAGUUAUUGUUCUGCUAGAAGUAAAGUUGUGGCUUCUUUCACUCAUUCUUAAAAUUGAUUGAAAGAGAUGCACCAACCCAUGUUUUUUCCUGAUACCUUAACUCGGGGCAACUGCCAAUAUCGAUUCCCAAGGUCUGUUUUUCACUUUCCUUUGGAUCAUUUUUAUGGUGUAUCCCUAUUCGCUAAAUGCAUGCAAUACCCAUUUAUUGUAAUACUGUGAUAACCCCCCCCCCCGGUGAAAAAAUGUAAGUGGUAAAUUGAUGGGUGGUGUUCAAAGUGUCCACAGCUUACCUGUGAUUAGACACUAUCAUACCAUACAAGAACAUGUGUUUAAAGUUCCUUUAAAGUGUAGUAUUUGAGCUUCACAUGACUGAGUGAAGGAUCCCUUUGAGAAAACUGCAUACAAGGCCAAAUAAUUCACACAGCAGUUUAAUCAUGUUUUAAAUUACUUAAAUAUCUACAUUUUACCCAAGUAUGGGACAUUCACCUGAUUCCUCUCUGAUACAUGCUUAACAUGCACAAAGACUUUGUUAGAAGACAGAGAUUUUUUUUUCCCUACCAAAAGCCAGGAAGUUUCUGUUCGUCCCACCAAACAGAAUCAAUUCAGAAUGAAAAAGCCAGCUUGCUUUGGUUUUGGCAGGUUUUCCUAAAUCAUUCUUCCAAUGCUCAAGGAGGAAAUGAAAUAAUUCAUGUAAUCAGUACAUAUGUCAGCUUCAUGUCUUUAAGCAGUAAAUCAUGGUUGUUAGAUUUGUCGGUAGAGUUAGCAGGCUGUCAACAACCAUAUGCUCAUUCUCCCUUUUUUGAGGAAAGGAUUGGCCUCUGUGUGUGUGUGUGUGUGUGUGUGUGUGUGUGUGUGUGUGUGUGUGUGUGUGUGUGUGUGUGUGUUUUUGUGUGUGUGUGUGUGUGUGUGUGUGUGUGUGUGUGUGUGAGCGAGCUUGUUCCAAAUUGCGUGAUUAUUUAGAAAAGCAAAAAUGAAAUUCCUCAAAAAAGGACACUUUAUUAAAAUUUAAAAAUAUGAAAACCUGUGUGGAGAAAGGGAAGCAUAGUUUAAAAAUGUAUUGCUCUGCAUACAUCUUAUUAUGCAGCAGCGGGCUAUUAGCUUGACUAUUUCUGCACUACUGCAUUUAACAAAGUAUUAACUUUCAUCAUUCAUAUUUACACUAUUAAGUACUAAAUAUGCUAAUUCGCACUUUGUAUUUAUUAUUUCAGAUUUCUCCUGUGUGAAUAGUUCUGUUCUAAAAUGUGCAUUUUAGUCUUUUCUUUGUAUACAUGAUAUAUAUGUACUGUAUCCUUUGUUUUCAAAUGCAUGGUUUGUAACACUGCUGGUUUGAUGAUGCCAAGUCUUUCUAGUAAGAGUGAUGGAGAUGAUUUGUUUUAUACAGAAGUUUUAAUUCUUUCUAAAUAUUCUGAAAAUAUUUCAGCACAUGCACAGAGAAUAAAUACCUCUCUGUUGCAAUGCAAAAUGGUAUGCUUUCUUUCUAAUGUUUUUAUUUCUCUUGUAUUGUGAAGGGUCUACUUCACCAAAAUGUUUCAACUUCAAUUUUUAUGUUUAAAGAAUAGAGAAAAUAUUCUGCUUUCCCUGCAUACAGUCCGCUCACACCCUGCAUUAUUAAAUUUCCACUCUGUCCUUGUCUUUCAUUCUAUUCCAACUUUA
Messenger RNA from Sander lucioperca (pikeperch), 4117 nucleotides. RefSeq names its product palmitoyltransferase ZDHHC3-like. The transcript has 7 exons. The record is from RefSeq and is a predicted model, not a curated record. NCBI's taxonomy places the organism in Eukaryota, Metazoa, Chordata, Actinopteri, Perciformes, Percidae. Gene Ontology annotation, cellular component: Golgi apparatus; endoplasmic reticulum. Gene Ontology annotation, biological process: peptidyl-L-cysteine S-palmitoylation; protein targeting to membrane. Gene Ontology annotation, molecular function: protein-cysteine S-palmitoyltransferase activity. The coding region runs from base 188 to 1117 and encodes 309 amino acids.